AUCCGGCGCAGGAGACCAACCCCUGCCAUGCUGUUCCGGCUCUCAGAGCACUCCUCGCCAGAGGAGGAGGCCUCCCCUCACCAGAGAGGCUCCGGAGAGGGGCAUCACCUCAAAUCGAAGAGACCCAACCCAUGUGCCUACACACCCCCCUCGCUGAAAGCCGUGCAGCGCAUUGCCGAGUCGCAUCUCCAGUCCAUCAGCAACCUGAGUGAGAACCAGGCCUCGGAGGAGGAUGAGCUGGGGGAGCUUCGGGAGCUGGGCUACCCAAGAGAGGAAGACGAGGAGGAUGAGGAGGACGAGGAGGAUGAGGAGGACGAGGAGGAAGACAGCCAGGCUGAAAUCCUGAAGGGCAGGAGGGUGCCUGAUGGGCAGAAAACUUGUGGCCAGGGUCUGGAGGGACCUUGGGAGCGCCCGCCCCCUCUGGAUGAGCCCCCAAGAGAUGGAAGCUCCAAGGACCAAGUGGAAGACCUGGCACUAAAUGAGCCUGGGGAAGAGCCACAGCGCCCUGCCCACCCUGAGCCUGGCACAUAGGCAUCUGGCCUUGCAUCUGUGGAGGGGGCAUUGCUGUUCCCCAGAAACCCACUCUAUCCCUACCCCUACUUUGUACCCUUCCCCCUCACUCGCUAGGGCUGUGGCUUCUGACUUCUAGAAGACUUAAGGCUGGUCUGUGUUUGCUUGUUUGCCCACCUUUGGCUGAUGCCCAGAGUCCCUGGGUACUUGCUGCCUGAUGCCUACCCCUGCCAGUCAUUCACCCAUUUACCCAGAGGGAGGCUGGAUGUGAGAGAGUUUGCAUCGGAUAAUCCAGUAAGGGGGGCGGCAAAGGUUCAUCCUUCACAAUUCCACUCCCCAGACCCUCUCCCCUGGGCACAGGAAACCCACAGGGCAGGACCCUAAGAUCUGGGGAAAGAGGGUACUGAGAAAUUGUAGGUACCCUUAGAUCCUUCUCCAUCCCCUCUCCUAUGGGAGAUUUCAAGUUACCACCUCUCUCUCUGGCUUCUACCAGG
This is a messenger RNA of Suricata suricatta (meerkat), 1004 nucleotides long. RefSeq names its product protein phosphatase 1 regulatory inhibitor subunit 1B (gene PPP1R1B). Bases 28 to 531 code for a protein of 167 amino acids. Gene Ontology annotation, molecular function: protein phosphatase inhibitor activity. The record is from RefSeq and is a predicted model, not a curated record. Gene Ontology annotation, biological process: intracellular signal transduction. Lineage: Eukaryota; Metazoa; Chordata; Mammalia; Carnivora; Herpestidae. Gene Ontology annotation, cellular component: cytoplasm. The transcript is spliced from 6 exons.